Molecule: messenger RNA, 684 nt
Organism: Emiliania huxleyi CCMP1516
Lineage: Eukaryota; Haptophyta; Isochrysidales; Noelaerhabdaceae
Exons: 4
Coding region: 1-684 (227 amino acids)
Cellular component (GO): cytoplasm
Molecular function (GO): 2-oxoglutarate-dependent dioxygenase activity
Source: RefSeq, a predicted model, not a curated record
AUGUGGACGAGCCCCUUUGGCGCCGUCGUGCACGGGCUGCCAAACCUCGCUGGCCACCGGCCGACGGCGCGAGUCCUCGCCUGCCUCGCCGACGCCGCAGCGGAGCACGGCUACCCGGUCUUUCGGAACCGGUCUCUGCCAGGCAUGGCGCUGCGUGCGGUGAGCGAGUACUUUGGCGGGCUUGCCGCCGAGCGCACGCCACGCCGCUGCCGCGCACUGCGAUUCCUGCGGCUGUCAAACCGGGAGGAGCACGGAGUCGUGCGAGUCGGGCCGCAGUGGCACGCCGACGGAAGCUUCGAGCGGCGGGUCUUCUCGCACGUGCUCUUCCACGCGCAGGCCGUGCCCCGCGUCGGCGGCGGGACCGAGAUGUCCCACCUCGCCGCCGCCUUUGACGCCCUGCCCGCAGCGCAGCGGGAGGCGGCGGGCCGCGCGUGGAGCCGGCUGGCGACUGUCAACGCCUACUCCGGCGCCGUCCACCCGCUCGUCCACCUCCACCCUCGCACAGGCCACAGGACGCUCUUUGCGAUGGACCCGGCCGUCGCGCCGAGCGCCGCCUUCGGCCACCGGCUGCUACGCCGCAGGUCGCUGCGCCGGCUCGCGAGGCAGCUGGAGGCGCUGCUCUCGUCGGCAGCGCCCGCACCGCAACUGCCCUCGCUGGACGAGCGCGCGCCUCCUCACGCCUAA